UACCCGGCCUACUAUAACCAUAGAUCCGACGGUCGAAAAAUCCUUAUAUAAAUAGCUCAAAACCCUAGCUCGAUCCACCCUUCUUCAUUUCCGCCUCUCUCUCAUCCCGUGGGACAAAACCCUAGUCAAAAUGCCGUUCAAGCGUUACGUGGAGAUCGGGAGGGUGGCUCUGGUUAACUACGGCAAGGAGUAUGGCAGGCUCGUGGUCAUCGUCGACGUCAUUGACCAAAACAGAGCUCUUGUGGAUGCUCCUGACAUGGUGAGAUGUCAAAUGAACUUUAAGAGGCUGUCUCUCACUGAUAUCACCAUUGACAUCAAAAGGGUCCCGAAUAAGAAAACACUGGUUGCAGCAAUGGAGGCCGCAGAUGUUAAGAACAAGUGGGAGAAUAGUUCCUGGGGCAGAAAGCUGAUUGUGCAAAAACGAAGGGCCGCUCUUAAUGAUUUUGAUAGGUUCAAGCUGAUGUUGGCAAAAAUUAAGAGGGGUGGACUCGUCAGACAAGAGCUUGCGAAGCUGAAAAAGCAGAAUGCAGCCUAAGCGUUACGCGUCUAAGAUGAUGUCCGAAUUUUGUUAUGAGUUUUUGCAGGUUGUACUGAUGGCUGGUUUUGAUUUGUUUCUUUCUAAAUUACAAUUGGAGAACCUUUCGUAUUGUGUAAGAGAUCCCAGAAUUUACUUAUUUCGGUGUGUUAGUUUUCCUGAUGAUGCAUUGUCGUAUGAACCAAGAACGUUUAAUCAUUAUGGAUUUGGAAUGGUUUUUAUGCCCAA
Molecule: messenger RNA, 763 nt
Organism: Rhododendron vialii
Lineage: Eukaryota; Viridiplantae; Streptophyta; Magnoliopsida; Ericales; Ericaceae
Product: large ribosomal subunit protein eL14z-like
Exons: 5
Coding region: 131-535 (134 amino acids)
Biological process (GO): ribosomal large subunit biogenesis; translation
Cellular component (GO): cytosolic large ribosomal subunit; ribosome
Molecular function (GO): RNA binding; structural constituent of ribosome
Source: RefSeq, a predicted model, not a curated record